Messenger RNA from Macrosiphum euphorbiae (potato aphid), 1734 nucleotides. The record is from the annotation of a GenBank genome assembly. NCBI's taxonomy places the organism in Eukaryota, Metazoa, Arthropoda, Insecta, Hemiptera, Aphididae.
AUGAAAAAAACUUUUAAUGAAAAAGUUUCCAAUCUCAGAACACAAAAAAUAAAAUUAAUACACGAAUACAAACAAUUCAAGUUUGAUAUUAAUAUGAUACAAAAGGAGUUAAAUGAUCCAGAAAUAAUAACGCCAUCAGAUUUCCCUGAAGUCCUAAUGGAUGAAUCUAUUGAUCCUAACUUAAUUGAUUCGUUUGAACCGAUUUAUCACUGUGAUCGGAUGGAUUUGAUUUUUAAUCCCGAAUUAAGCCCUUUGUAUAAAAAUGCAUAUUUUUACGAAGAGCCUACUCAUGAAGAAAUCAUUAUGCGACAAAUGAGAAUUGAUAAACUAAAAUAUAGACAUAUGCAUUUGCAUGAAACAAUGUUAAAGAAAAUCAAAAUGUUUGAUGACAAUCUGUUUAAAUUGAAUAAAAUGCGAAUAGAAGUUAAACUUGAGAUUAUAUUUCUUGAUUUACGGGCUACGACGUUAGAAGAAGAAAUGUUAGUUUUGUAUGAUUUUGAUUUACUUGAAGAUGAUCUUUCGUACAAUGUACAUAUUAAAAUGGGAGAACAAAAUGAAAAAGCUCAACAAAUACUAAGAAUUCAUGAAGAUAUCAAAUAUUUUAAUGAUAUUAAUAUAAAACAAAAAAAUAUGCUAAUAGAAAAUCAACAUACUUUUGAUAUGUGUCUGAAAUUGGAGAAUAGUGGUUUUGCUAAACAUCUUAAAAAAAUUUUCGAUAAAAAAUUAAAAAUACCCAAAAUUCAAUCACAUGAUGAUGAUGAUACUUCAUCGUCUUCAUCCAGCGAAAGUGAAGAAUCUGAAUCAGAAUUUAAUAACGAAAGUGGAGAAUCCUUAAUGGCAAUGAGUCGAGUACCAGUAGUAUUUGAUGAAAAAGUAUUACCAACAGGCUGUGAUCCAAAAUUAUUUAAUACAACAUUAGAGUUGAGAGAUAAAAAAUAUAAAAUUGAACAAACCAUAGAGGAUAAUAAAAGAAGAUUGGACGCCAGUAGUACAAAUCUGACUUCAACUUACGUAGAACUUGAUUUUAUUGAAGAUGAAUUAAAACAAAUUCAAAAUAAACUAGAAGCAUGUCAGAUAAAAAAACAAAUGAAACUAAAUGAUGUUUAUACCACGAUUGUACUACAUAAAUCUCAAAUGACUAAAGCUAAAUUAUUGAAAAGUAGUAUCUUAUUAUAUGGAAAUGUUAUACAAGAUCUAUCAAAUAGAGCAGCGGAAUUAAAAAAAGAGGAAAAAGAGAUAAUAAACAUUUUACAAAAAGAAAAGUUAUGUGCAAAAAAGGAUCGCAUUGAAAUAGCCAAAAUGGAGAAGGAUUUGAGAAAUAUUAAAAUAGCCAUUAAAGAUGAAAUGAUAAAUAAAUUUAAAACUGUAAUGAAUUGGAAUUCUUUAGACAAAAUGGAAAUGACCAUCAUCGAUUACAUGAUUAUUAAAUCUAAGACUGAAGCAAAAGAUUCAAAGGAACGUUUUAUUCGAGAAAUACAAAUAUUAGAAAAUAAAAUUAGUUCACAACGGGAUUCAGUAACUGACUUAUACUUAUCAAAUACUCGUCGAAAUAAAUUAUUAGCAAAUGUUCUUGAAAACAUUAAUAAAAUAAGACAUUAUUUGGAUAUGGACCAAGAAAGAAUUACGAAAAAUUUUCAAAAUUUAUCCCUGGAAUCACCAAUUACUACUGAAAUAACUACCAUGAACUGCAUAUAUGAUGAAUUAAUUAUUAAAGAAGAAACAAGCCAUUUGUGA